Molecule: messenger RNA, 489 nt
Organism: Lymnaea stagnalis (great pond snail)
Lineage: Eukaryota; Metazoa; Mollusca; Gastropoda; Lymnaeidae
Source: the annotation of a GenBank genome assembly
GCCGUGAAACUAAAGAUCAACGGCGUGGAAAAAUCGUUGUCGCUCGAUUCACGCAUGACUUUGCUCGACGCUCUGCGCGAAAAACUCGCGCUGACAGGUUCGAAAAAAGGCUGCGAUCACGGUCAAUGCGGGGCUUGCACGGUCAUCGUUGACGGUCGCAGAGUUUUAUCUUGCCUGACGCUGACGGCGCAAUGCGAAGGAAAAUCCGUAACGACGAUCGAAGGUUUGGCAAACGGAAACGAACUGCAUCCGAUUCAGACAUCGUUCAUCAAACACGACGGAUUUCAAUGCGGUUACUGCACGCCCGGACAGAUUUGUUCGGCAGUUGCGCUGAUGACCGAAGCAAAAAACGGCGAAGCCAGUUACGUUUCGACCAACAUUCGCACAAAUGCGAAAAAUAUCAAACUUUCCGACGACGAAAUCCGCGAACGAAUGAGCGGAAAUCUGUGCCGUUGCGGUGCGUAUCCGAACAUCGUCAAGGCGAUUCAA